Messenger RNA from Knipowitschia caucasica, 1497 nucleotides. The record is from the annotation of a GenBank genome assembly. NCBI's taxonomy places the organism in Eukaryota, Metazoa, Chordata, Actinopteri, Gobiiformes, Gobiidae.
AUGGGGACUGAGGACCUGCAGCAGGGGGAGGCUGUGAAGGGCGAUGUACAGGGAAAGGGGCGAGCUUUUUACGAGUUUAAAGAAGAAAUAAAGUAUAAAAGGUCCAAGUUACCGCCUGCUUCUGUAACAGAAGAGCCCAUGGAAGAUAAUAAAACUGUUCGAAUCGAUUCUUACAACAGCCACCUUCACUUUGAAGUUGAGCCAGAUGGGGUCAGUGGUCAUCCACUAUUAUGGGAGCGUUUUCCUCUGCUUUGGUCCGGCUGCAGACUCACCCAUGGAGUUCAGAGGGACAGAGUGGGCUUUGAAGUGAAGCUGGAGAGGCUUUUGACCUCACAAGAUCCACCUGAUGUUGAGUCUUUCGGGCUUAGAGUCGGAUGGUCAGUGGCCAAUGCCUCCUUGUUUCUUGGUAAAGAUUAUUUGUCAUUUGCUUAUGAUGGACGUGGAAAGAAAGUUUCUGUUGGAAAAGAAGAGGACUAUGGGCAAAUCUUAUCUGUUGGAGAUAUAAUUGGUUGUUAUGUUUCUUUUUCGACCGGUGGCGCAGUUGAACUCUCAUUUCAUAAAAAUGGAUUAUUCUUGGGUGUUGCAUAUGCAUUUGAUGUAUCAGUGCUGCAGGGACAACCUCUGUUCCCACACGUUCUAUGUAGAGGUUGCUCUGUUCGGUUUCUUCUUGAUCCUAUGGCUCCUGCCUGCAACAUGCCUUCAGGAUUUACCUCACUGGGCUCGCUGUCUGAUGAGGAAAAGAUUUGUGCUUUUUCAGCUCCUUUGUCAAAGUCACAGUGUGAGGUAAUUGUAAUGGUCGGUUUUCCUGGUUCCGGGAAGACCCACUGGGCAAAGAAGCACAUAAAGCAACAUCCAGAAAAGCAUUACAAGCUGUUGAGCACAGAGGAGUUGCUCGCUUGUACUGUUAAAAGUGGAGAAAGUGAUGUCAGGCUUCACCAAGCUUCCCAGUACCUUACAGAAUUGAUCAAACUUGCUGCCCAAAGACCAGGCAAUUACAUCCUUGACCAAUGUAACAUACUCUUCUCUGCGCGCCAUUACAAGUUACAGUUGUUUGUGGGUUUUAGACGAAAGGUGGUAGUAAUCUUUCCCACAAAAAAGGAAUGGAAUAAUCGUCUUUCAAAGCUCCCCCUCUUACAAAAAGAGGGGGAGCACAUCCCUCAAAUGGCUUUACUUAAACUUCAAAUCAGCUGCACUCUUCCUCAGCAAGAUGAUUCUAUGGAAGAACUACAGUUUGUGGAGCUCUCACAAAAGCAAUCACAGACAUUGUUACAGGAGUACAAAGAUGAGGCACGCAGCCUGUUGCCUACUCCCAAACAUAAUGAAAAGAAACUGCACCGCAUCAAGAAAAGGCCAUAUCCUCAUGGGCGAGAAUCGUCCUGUAAGGCCCAAUGCACAUGCCGCAAUUGGAGUUAUCUGCCAUCAUGGAGCCAGCAAUAUUGGCCUGUGACCUCUCUGCACGGAUACUACUAUAACGGCAGUUACGAUGGCUGCUGGUGA